Messenger RNA from Calypte anna (Anna's hummingbird), 3275 nucleotides. RefSeq names its product far upstream element binding protein 3 (gene FUBP3). Bases 79 to 1770 code for a protein of 563 amino acids. NCBI's taxonomy places the organism in Eukaryota, Metazoa, Chordata, Aves, Apodiformes, Trochilidae. Gene Ontology annotation, cellular component: cytoplasm; nucleus. The record is from RefSeq and is a predicted model, not a curated record. Gene Ontology annotation, biological process: regulation of gene expression. Gene Ontology annotation, molecular function: mRNA binding. The transcript has 19 exons.
GGGUGCGGGUCCCCGGGCGGAGCGGCGGGACGGGACGGGCCGGGCCGGCGCGGCGGCUGCGGGCGCGGUGCGCGGGCCAUGGCGGAGCUGGCGCAGGGGCAGAGCCCGGCGCCCGUAGGGAUCAAAGCCGAAGGCUUCGUGGACGCUCUGCACCGGGUCCGGCAGAUUGCUGCUAAAAUUGGAGAUAUUCCUCACUUGAAUAACUCUACAACACUUGUGGACCCAUCAGUCUACGGUUAUGGAGUGCAGAAAAGGCCCCUGGAUGAUGGAGGUCUCCGUGUAAGUGGGCUCCAUGGAGCACAGAUAAGAGACACAGAGAGAAUAGGUAACCAGUUAGGGGCCCUGGUACAUCAAAGGGCUGUAAUCACAGAAGAGUUCAAAGUGCCUGAUAAAAUGGUUGGAUUUAUAAUCGGCAGGGGAGGAGAACAGAUCUCAAGGAUUCAGGCAGAGUCUGGCUGCAAAAUUCAAAUUGCUCCAGACAGUGGUGGGAUGCCUGAGAGACCUUGCGUACUCACUGGGACUCCAGAGAGCAUUGAACAAGCAAAACGGCUUCUGGGGCAGAUUGUAGAUCGCUGUCGGAACGGACCUGGGUUUCACAACGAUGUUGAUGGCAACAGUACCAUCCAGGAGAUUUUGAUCCCGGCAUCCAAAGUGGGUCUAGUCAUCGGCAAAGGAGGUGAAACAAUAAAGCAGUUGCAGGAGCGAACAGGGGUGAAAAUGAUUAUGAUCCAAGAUGGUCCAUUGCCUACUGGAGCAGAUAAACCUCUCCGUAUUACUGGAGAUGCAUUUAAAGUACAGCAAGCAAGGGAAAUGGUACUGGAGAUCAUCCGAGAGAAAGAUCAGGCAGACUUCCGAGGCGUACGCAAUGAUUUCAGUUCUAGAAUGGGAGGAGGCAGCAUAGAGGUCUCUGUGCCCAGGUUUGCUGUUGGAAUUGUGAUAGGAAGAAAUGGAGAAAUGAUCAAAAAGAUUCAGAAUGAUGCUGGAGUUAGGAUUCAAUUUAAACCAGAUGAUGGGAUUAGUUCUGAACGAGUGGCACAGGUCAUGGGGCUUCCUGAUAGGUGUCAACAUGCAGCACACAUCAUCAGUGAGCUCAUUCUGACAGCACAGGAACGAGAUGGCUUUGGAGGUUUGGCUGUCACCAGAGGAAGAGGUCGUGGCCGUGGGGACUGGAGUGUUGGAACCCCUGGAGGCAUGCAGGAGAUAACCUACACGGUGCCAGCUGACAAGUGUGGUCUUGUUAUAGGCAAAGGUGGGGAGAACAUCAAGAGCAUAAAUCAGCAGUCAGGAGCCCAUGUGGAGCUCCAGAGAAACCCACCUCCAAACACAGACCCUGGAGUACGAAUAUUCACAAUCAGAGGAGUUCCCCAGCAAAUUGAACUUGCUAGACAUCUCAUAGAUGAGAAAGUUGGUGGUACCAGCAUGGGUGGACCUGGAGGAUUUGGUCAAAGCCCAUUCAGCCAAGCACCUGCAACACCUCAUCAAAAUGGUCCUCAGGCCUUCAUGACGCAGGGUUGGGGCAGUACCUACCAGACGUGGCAGCAACCUGGACAGCAAGUCCCAAGCCAACAGAGCCAGCAGCAGAACAGCCAUCCUGAUUACAGCAAAGCAUGGGAGGAGUAUUUCAAAAAACAGAGUCAUGCUGCCAGUGCUGCUUCUCAGGCAAGUUCCCAGCCCGACUACACGAUGGCUUGGGCAGAGUAUUACAGACAGCAGGCUGCCUACUACGGGCAGACACUAGGGCAGGCUCAGGCCCACAGCCAGGAGCAGUAGAACAAGGUCCUCGUGGCAAUUUUUUUUUUUUUUUGUCCUCCCUUGGAAUCAUUGUGGCAGCAAACCUUUUUGUAACAGAGGUUUCUAGAUUUGCAACCUUUUGAUGAAGACUUUUCUGUUUGUUUGUUUGAACACUAGUUGUAGGAUAAUCUAUACUGAACUUUUCUAAGAAUCAGGAACAAUUAGUAACGUACUAAACUUAUGGACGUGCUGGUAAUUUUGUUUCCAAAUUUGUAAAAAAAAAAAAAGAAAAAAAAAGAAAAAGCAAAAGAAAAAAAAUAGCAAAAAAAAAAAAAUUAAAAAAAAAAAAAAAAACCAAACUCCGGGAUUCUUUUUGGAGAGAAGCCAGAGAAUUUGCAGGCACCAAAAUGCACCCCAGAGCUGUGACAUUUCAACAUGUGGGUUUUUUGUGUGGGGGUUUUGUUUUUUUUUUUCCUUUUAAUUUUCGAUCUGUUGCAACAGAAAGAGUGGCUUGGAAGUCUUAGGUGGUAUGUAACAAAUCCUAAAAAGAAAAAAAAAAAAAAAUUUUAAACAGUAUUUAAAUAUUCUUAAAUAUGUAAAUUCAUUAAAUGUUUUACUUCUAAUUUCUUGUACCUUGGCUGUCUUUGAUUUUAUUGCAUUUUUUAAAAACUGAACUAUGUAUUGUAAUUAAUUAUGUGAAUUCUGUAUUGAGACAGUUUCUGUUUUGCUGUCAGACAAGUUAUGGGUGGGGGGGCAUUUUGUAGGGUUUGUAUAAUUUCUAGAGUCUAAAGGGGUAAUAUAAAAACGUGUUAAUUUUUUUAGCAAUACAUUUUUCAUGUCUCCAUUCCUAGUUGCAUUUAUGUAUCUAAGACCUCCAAGCUUGUUUAAAAAAAAAAAAAAAAAAAGACAAAGCAAAAAAAAAAAAAAAAAAAAGAAAAAACUUUCUUCUAUGCUCUCAGAAAUAUAAAUACUGUUAUUUUUAAUAUUAAAAUGAAUCUGCUAUUAGUACCUUUAACAAACACUGUGGAACAUAAAAACCAUAUAAAAGGUAGUAACUAUUUUUUAAUUCCAAGGUGUUUUUUGCUUUUUCAUUUCUUUUAAAUAUUUUCUUAUCUAAUAUUUGUCAAAUUACCUAGAGAAAUAAAUGAAUCUAGUAUUAACCACAGUAUGCUAAAUAAUUUUGAUUUAAUAAAAGGGAUAAUAUGAUUUCCAAUGUUUACUGUAGUGUUUCUUGUACAGAUAACAGUGUAUUUUUAAAGGAAAAAACGGAAUUGAAGCUAUUUUUUCUUGCAUUUUUAAUUGCCCUGCAGGACAUUCCGUUUUGAAAUGUACUGAAGUUACUGUUCUUGGGUUCUUUCCUUAUUUUUUUUUUUUUCCUUAUGCUUGAAAUGUCUAACUAUAAAAAAAAAAAAAAUAUACGAACUCGAUUGGAUAAUGUUGAGCAUGGUGUUUAAAACAAACAAAGUGUUCUUUUUAUUUGACUGACAGUUGCAUUUUACACUCUAUAUAAUAAAAUUCCCACAAGGUGUCUUGUGGGUGAAGUA